Molecule: messenger RNA, 2929 nt
Organism: Podarcis muralis (Common wall lizard)
Lineage: Eukaryota; Metazoa; Chordata; Lepidosauria; Squamata; Lacertidae
Source: RefSeq, a predicted model, not a curated record
CGAGGGGGACAUGAAGCUCGGCAGCGGCUUCCUGGGAGGCGGCGGCUCUUCCUCCUCCUCCUCCUCCAAGAGGGCGGCAAUGGAGCCCACCUUCCCCCCCAGCAUGGUCAUGUUCAACCACCGCCUGCCGCCCGUCACCAGCUUCACCCGGCCCGCCGCGCCCCCGCAGCAUUGCGGGCUGGCUUUGGCCUCCGCCUCGUCCCCCCCGCCCCACCCGCCGCCGCCUCCUCCUCCUCACCCUCAGGGCAUGACUUUCAAGAAAGAGCCGGCGGGGGGCUUCCCUCUCACGGCCUCCUCGUCGUCGUCCCAGCGGGGCUCCUGGGGCUUCUUCCACUCGCUCAUGAAUAUCAAGCAGGAGAAGCCCAGCGACCAGGAGGAAGAGGAGCAGCAGCAGCAGCAACAGCAGCACCACCAUCACCACCACCACCACUAUGGGGGCCUCUUUGGGAUAGCCGGGGAGGAGAGGCACCCCAACCUUUUAGGCGGCGGAAGCGGAGUGGAAGGGGCCAGCCAGAGCGUGAUCCAAGACCUCAGCCUCUUCCACCACCUGCACCCAUCACCCCCACAGAGGAGACUUGCUGCUGGGCAUCCUCGCGGUGGCGGCGAGGUGGGGUGUUGGCGGCUCGGGGAGCCCAAGGCUGACGCCCAGGCCAGGAAGAUGAAGAGGCCAAAGUCGGAAUCUCAGGGAAUCAAAGCCAAGAGGAAGCCGAGCGUUUUCGUCAAGCCUUGCGCAGGAGAUUGGAGAAAGCUGGCCAUGCUGUCCCCUAGCCAGAAACCUCAUGUCUGUGAGCACUGCAGCGCCGCUUUCAGGAGCUCCUACCACCUGCAGCAUGUGCUUAUCCAUACCGGCGAGAGGCCUUUCCAGUAGCAGUGCAACAUGGGUUUCAUUCAGAUUUUGCUGCAGAGGCACGAAAAGAUCCACAGCAGGGAGAAGCCGUUUGGGUGCGACCAGUGCAGUAUGAAGUUCAUCCAGAAGUAUCACAUGGAGAGGCACAAGAGGACGCACAGCGGAGAAAAGCCAUACAAAUGUGAAACCUGCCAGCAGUAUUUUUCAAGGACUGAUAGACUGUUGAAGCACAGACGUACAUGUGGAGAAGCCAUAGGGAAAGCAGGUGCUGUGGAUCCUGGGCCAUCAAACCAUAGCAUGGGCAACUUGUCUAUGUUGUCUCAGGGAAAUACAGGUUCGUCAAGGAGAAAAAGCAAAGCAAAAUGUGUAUCCACUGAAAACAAAGAGCAUAAGCCUACUCAUAAAGUAUCUGACUCUCAGAUUGCAUCUAAUAUGACCUUGCAGAAUUAUGCGGUGGAGAUUCCUAUAGUGUCUUCCAGUGGUGGCUUAAUUGGCACUGGGAUAGAAGAACUGCAGAAAAAGGUGCCAAAAUUAGUCUUUAAAAAAGGAAACAGGAAAGGUACAGACAAGAGUUUUCUUAACUUUGUGUCACCAUUACCAGACCUUCUUGCAAAACAAUUGUCUGGAAAACCAAGUGGCUCUCUUGGCAUAGUCACAAAUACCAGUGUGGAUGCUAUUGGCCUCCUUCAAGCUGCAAAUAGUAAACCAGGUCAAAUAAGUAGCAAUUAUGACGAUGCCAUGCAAUUUUCAAAGAAAAGAAGAUACUUGCAAACUGCCAGCAGUAACAGUGCCUUUUCUAUAAAUGUUGGGCAUAUGGCCUCCCAACCGUCUGUAAUACAGUCUGCAGGUGUGAGCGUUAUGGACAGUGAAACCCCAUUAUCUCUUAUUGACUCAUCAUCUCUAAAUGCUGACAUCAAAUCUUGCCACGAUAAGUCUGGCAUUCCUGAUGAAGUCUUGCAAAGUCUUUUAGAGCAGUACUCUCACAAAUCAGAAGGCCAGAAGGAAGAUCCCUUCAGCAUUACUGAACAGCGUGUGGACUUACAUGCCUCAGGAGAGCAUACAGAGAGUCAAGAGGAGAACUUGAGCCCCAGCUCCCAAACAGCUUCAAAUGACAAAGCAAACAUGUUGCAAGAAUACUCAAAAUACCUCCAGCAUGCUUUUGAAAGAACAACUAAUAGCUCUGGUUUUGCUUUUGGACCCAGUUUCCAAUUUGUAAGUUUGUCUUCAAGCCUUAAUAACCAUACUUUGUUUCAAGACAAACAAAUAUACACUACAUCUCCACUUGAGUGUGGUUUCAGCCAAUCUGUUACCUCAGUGUUGCCAUCUGCAUUGUCAAAGCCUCCUUUUGGGAUGUUGCUUGGAUCUCAGCCAGGUUUUUAUUUAUCUGCUUUGGAAGCAACACAUCAACAGUUGACUCCUUCACAAGAACUAGAUGAUCUGAUAGACUCCCAGAAGAACAUAGACACUUCAUCAGGCUAUCAGUCCACACCUCAAAAAUUGAAUAGCCAGAAGGAACAAAAAAAUCUAGAAUCUUCAUCAAGCUUUCCACUUCCUUCUCAGGAACUAGCUAACCAGAUAGAUCCCCAGAAGGACCUAGAGCAUCGAGCAACAUACCAGAUAGAGACCUUUGCACAAGCAUUUGGUUCUCAGUUUAAGACGGGCAGCAGGGUGCCAAUGACUUUCAUUGCUAACUCUAAUGGGGAAGUGGACCAUAGAGUAAGGACUUCAGUGUCAGAUUUCUCAGGGUAUACAAAUAUAAUGUCUGAUGUAAGUGAGCCAUGUAGUACAAGAGUAAAGACCCCAACUAGCCAAGUUAUAGGUAAAGUUCCAAGUAUGACUAGGCUUGGGGGUGGUCUUAAUGUAUUAGUUUUAUUUUGAUAACACUGCCAUUGGAAUGUUUCUACACGAUCCUAAUACAAAUAAUGUAACACGCCCUUUCAAUGCAACUUUUCAUAUUUAGUUUUUGUUAAAGUAAUUUUAGAUCAGUUUGUAUUAUGGUUUUUAAAUCAGAUUAAUAGACUUGAUACUUCACUUUUUUGUUGUUGUUCAUGUGACAGUGUUUAGCAAUCAAACUUACCUAUU